Rhodamnia argentea is the source of this 912-nucleotide messenger RNA. RefSeq lists its product as uncharacterized. NCBI's taxonomy places the organism in Eukaryota, Viridiplantae, Streptophyta, Magnoliopsida, Myrtales, Myrtaceae. The transcript has a single exon. The coding region runs from base 1 to 912 and encodes 303 amino acids. The record is from RefSeq and is a predicted model, not a curated record.
AUGGGACACAUCUCCAUUCAAAACCGCACAAUGAUGCUUGCGAAUUGGCAUUCUAAACUGAAGCUUAGGAAGGAAGAUCAUGAUACCCUCCCGAUAUGGAUCAGACUAAAGGACAUCCCUUUAGCUCUUUGGUCACAAGCUGGUAUCGGGCGUAUUGCGAGUGCUAUAGGCGGACCAUUAUACGUAGACGCUCGGACGGAAGGCAUGAAGAGACUCUCCUUUGCUCGAGUGUGUGUAGAAAUUAAGGCAACUCAGCCUCGCGUUGACAGUGUUAAGAUACGGUGGGAUGAUGAACUGAUUCCCAUUCCAAUUGAAUAUGAAUGGAAGCCCCUUUCCCGUGCGUCUUGUGGCAUAUAUGGGCAUAAAUGCAGGAUGACCGGCUUUGCCUGUGCUGCCACUUCUGAUGCUCCCGUGAAUAAACAUCCCGAUGCGCAGACCCAAAUCAGAGAAGAGUGGCAGCGGGUUCAAAGGAGAACGCAGCGCAGAUUGCACUCUCCUCAAGGUCUUACGACCACUCCACAAGUACCACAACUUGCUGGGAUAUAUACUCAACCUCUUUGGGGGAGUCCUCGGGCACGGAUUGAACCCGAGUUUAAUACCGAUCAGCCACAGAAUGAUACAACAGAAGACCUCCCAAUCGAAAAAUCACAGACCUCUUCCCUCCACUCGUCCCAAGCUGAGAAUGGUGAGAAUGGUGAUGGGAAUGUUAGUGAUGCAACCACGAAUUUGGGGAAUGACUUAUCCUCUCCGUCUCCGCCAAAUACUAGAUCACGUGCAAUGGUGUUUGCUCUACCGAUACCAAUUAGUACUGAAGCUGCUGAAUCUCCCGCUCUUGAAGAUGGAGACAGCCCCUCUUCCUCCAAGACUACCAAGCAAAAGUCUAAAAGGAAGAAAAGUAGGAAAAAAUGGUAA